Eurytemora carolleeae is the source of this 8522-nucleotide messenger RNA. RefSeq lists its product as uncharacterized. The record is from RefSeq and is a predicted model, not a curated record. Gene Ontology annotation, molecular function: protein binding. Bases 428 to 8341 code for a protein of 2637 amino acids. NCBI's taxonomy places the organism in Eukaryota, Metazoa, Arthropoda, Copepoda, Calanoida, Temoridae. Gene Ontology annotation, cellular component: plasma membrane. The transcript has 14 exons.
GAUAACAUUUUACCCAUGAAUAAUAAUUUUAGAUUUUGAACUUGAACGUUAUGUUGAAUACACAAGCUCAGAAACUGAAACCUUCAAUGCUUCUAAUUUAUGGAAUUGUGAGUUGUUGUGUCUAAAGAGGCAAUCUAACAUUUUUCUUUCUUUCAAUAUUGAACUUGGAGAGUGCAAAUGCACUCCCAGUUAUUGGGCAACCAGAAUUAUCAAAAAUCCUGUUGUUUCCCUCAGAUUGCAAAGUAUCUCAAAUCAAAAUCUUACUAAACCAGAACUAUUUGUCAACAACAAACCUCUGGUGGGAGACAAGAUAUUUUGGAAAAUCACAGAACCUGAAAUCAUAGUGAAUUGCACCUCCGAGUCUGAAGGAGUAAUUGUUUUAUCAAUUGGGAAACACUUACUUCGGAAACCAGGGAAAGUGCUAAGCAUGACACUGAGAGGACAUCAACUUCAUGGAGAAACUCUAGAAUGUGUCUCCUACAGUGAUAAGGAAAUGUUUAUAAAACAAACUAAAGUUCAAGUAAAUUUGACUCUAACUCCACCCUUACGUCCUCCACUAGUUAGUGGUAUCCAAAAUAGUGUUGCAUGGGACAUUUUAAACCAACAUAAUUUUGUCUUCUCCUCCUGUACUACUGAUAGAGGAGAAGUAAGCUCGGAAUACAAGAUUACAAAAAUCACUGCUACAUUAAAUAGCUAUUCUCAUAAUCCGGAUGAUAUAACCUUUAAAUUUUUGGAUACAAGAUCCUCCUGCCUUGUUCAAGGAAAAGUGAGUUAUUUCGGGUAUCAUUUUGAACCAAGCCUUGGUGAAUGCUCACAAAUGUUAUUUUCAAAAGAUCAUAAUAUAUCUGUUUAUGUAAAACGCAAUUCAGUACAAUUUGAAGAAGUCAUUAUAUCAAGCAACUAUGAGGAUAUCAUAAUAAAAAAUGUUCUUGAAGUAGAAAAGAACCAAUUUCAAAAUAUUGGUGUUUUUAAACCUUCAAAUCCAAAAACUUGCCAUUUAAUGAACAUUAAGCCAUGCAACACUGCCAAGAUUGUCAAUGAAUGUGUGCCAUAUGAUGUUGAAAAGCAUACACUUACUCUAAACAUAGAAUUGCAAGGAAGUGUGUGUAAAACUGCCAUAAAGGACAAAAUAAAAACAGAGCUGACUGUUUAUAACCCACCACAAAUCAGUGUUGAAGUAAAUGGCUACAAAUAUUUCAAAAAUGAUGCAAGAAUGACACUGUAUGAAGGAUCCGAUAUGGAAAUUAAAUGUACAGCAUUUGACCAAUAUCCUGAAAAUAUUACAAUAAGCCUAGAUUACAAAAGGGUUACACAUGACAAAUCCUUCACCAUUCCUGCAAAGGAUGUGGCCAAGGCGGAGGGACAAACUCUUAUUUGUACAUUUCAACAUGAAGCUUGGACUUCUCAACAGAAAGAGAACCAAGAUAAUCAGAUAAGCUUGAAAAUAGAUGUUACUAAGACUCCAAAGUUUAAAGAUGAGUGUUAUGAUUAUGGGAUAAUCUAUGAGUCUAAAUCUGGAAAGGAAGAAAAAAUUGAUUCAACAGAUGAUUUAGACCUAGCACAAUGCCUUGAUAAAUGCAGAGAUAAAAUUGACUGCAAAUGGUUCAAUUGGUUUCAAACCAAAUUUGAGAAAAGUAUAUGUGAAUUGUUUGCAUCUAAACAAGAAGGGAUUAAAAUUCAAGCCGGAGCAGUAUCCGGACCCCAUAAUUGUGUAAUUGAAGGCUACUACAACAAUAUUACUGACUGCUAUGACAAUGGAUUUAUCAAAGGAAUUAAGUUAUUAUCUGAAUCUGAUAAAGAUCUUAAUGCUACUUCUCCACAAAAAUGUCAAGAAAUUUGCUACAGAACUCCACUGUGCAAGUGGUUCAAUUGGAAAAAAGACAAGUGUGAACUACUGCAGGAUCUGGAUUACUCUGAUAAAGAUGGAUAUAUCAGGUUUGAGGAAGAGCCAACAAUUGACGCUUGGAAUGGACCUGUAUCCUGCUCAGGACCUUUAACAGGCAGAUGUCCAACUGAAUAUCCAUACCCAUUUCAAAAUGGAUCCUUAUGCUGUGAUGGGUUCUUUGAAGCCAAUCCAGAAAUUAAUUUAGAAACAAAUUCUUGUGACUUGGGCUGUGAUGGUGGUCCUAUUUCAUACAGUAGCACUUGCUGUAAUGGAACUUCUAGACCUUGCAUGAGUCCUCCUUGUCUACCUGCAAAAGGCCUAUUUGAGUUCAAUGUUUGUUACAAGAGUAAAAAAGAAAAACAACACACAAAUAUUGAUUUACCAUUACAGUGUAUAGAAGCCUGUAGAGGAUAUGCUCAUUUCUCAUUAUCUGAAAAUGAUAGGAAGUGUCAUUGUUUCUAUGAAAAGUGGUUAUUAAGUGAAAAUUCUAAAGGAUGGGUUUCAGGAAAAGUAUAUAACUUUACUUCUGAAGUACAUAAUUCAAUUUCUGAAAUAUAUAAUUCAACUUCUGAAGUACAUCAUUCAACUUCUGAAGUACAUCAUUCAACUUCUGAAGUAGGUAAUUCAACUUCUGAAGUAUAUAAUAUAACUUCCGAAGUACAUAAUUAUACUUCUGAAGUACAUAAUUUAACUUCCAAAUUACAUAAUUCAUCUUCUGAAGAAAUUUCUGGAAAGCAAGUAGUUCAGCUUCUUAUUGAUGACCAUGACUUUUUGGAUGGAAAGUUUCAAUAUAAAGUUGGAUUAACAAAAAUAGGCUGCAGAGCUUAUGGACCUGGCAAAGAUACAAAAAUGAUGCUCAGAGUUGGUUCAAAGAUAAAUAAUGUCUCCUCAGGAUUAUAUCAGAGAGAUAUCUAUGGAUAUGCCUACAUGGAACAGUACAUGCUGAUAAAAAGCCAUCUUGAUUAUGAUAAAACGGAAGUUACAUGCACUGUAUCACAGCUCAUAGGAGGGAAUCAAACGUUUAGUAUUUUAAAAAGAAUGUUACAUAUUUACCUACCAACAGGAUUUAUUGAUAAAGAUGUACUGGAUUAUAAUCAGUCUAAUUCUAUAAGAUGGGUUCCUAGCCAAGUUCCAAGUUGGGCUGAAGAAUCAUUUCAUUUCUUUGAUAAAAAUGAUGAAAAAGUAAAUGUAACUCCCUUACAUGUAGAAGAGACUUCUGUAACACUUCAAACAAUAAGCUUUUAUGUAUUUCAUUUAUGGAAGCCAAAAACAAUAAAGGCAGGUUCAACCAUGCAAAUCUGCAGCAAUGAAAACUGUUGUGAAAUAACUGACCUUCCUGCCUUUCACAGUGGAAAUGCCUAUGAUUCUAAUAAAGACUUUAGACUGAAAUAUUGCAGAGGUUUUACUACGAAGUCAACAGAAAGGCUAACAAUUGAAUUAAGACCUUCUGCACAUCUACGUAACAUUGAAUUAAUAUUUUUUAAUGGAAUUAAUGUUACCAAAUUCGAAGGUGACCUGAUAACUUCCAAAGGCUCAAUCAUGACACUUAAAGAAGUUUCUGGCAUAAGAAAUGUACAGGAAGUUAAGGCCUGGCCUUGUGUUUAUGGAGAUAAAACAAAAAUAAAUUUAUAUUCAUCUUGCAAUUCACCAAACAUCCCAAAUUAUCAGGAUAAGACAACUGGAAUAAAAUAUAAUUAUCAUGACAUAAUAUUUUCCCAUGAUGUUUCAAUAUGUGGAGCUAGGAUUGAGAGCAGUUUUACACAGUCAUUUAAUAUUCAAUCCCCACCAGUCAUAGAUAUAUACAUAGAUAACACUCUACAAAAUGGUUUAAAAACUACUAGAAUACUAGAAAACAAGACGAUUACUUGGACAUGUAAGGCAUCUGGAGCUUUACCUUCAGAAACAGACAUCACAUGGAAUCUUGAUGGUAUUAAUCAUUCAAAUAUUAAUAAAUCAGAUGUUAUGGUAACUUUUCAAAUCAUCAUGUUGAAGGAAUACAACAACAAAAAUGUUACUUUUAAGAUGAUGCAUGAAGCUUUAAAGAAGGAAUUAAGCAGAACAGUUAAUCUAGACAUUGGAUACAAGCCAAUUGUGACACACUCUGAUAAACUUGAAAUAAUGUAUAAAGAGAGAAAGAAUUUUGCUUUUAGUAUCAGUGGCAACCCUUGUCCAAAUGUUACCUGGUUUCAUAAAAAUGACAUAAAACAUACUGGAGCAAGCAUUUGUGAAUCAUACACAGUAAGUUUUGAAAACAUAGAUAAGACUGCUGCUGAGGAUAAUGUACUUAUUGCAGAAAAUAUUUAUGGCCAAGUUGAAUACCAUGUUGAUCUUCAUGUUUCCUGUCCGAGCAGUAAGACAUACUGUCUGAACAAGGGAGUUUGUAAUGAUGGAUCACCUUGGAUAACAUGUAAUUGCACCAGUGUGUCAUUCUCUGGAGAGCUUUGUGAAAACUUCUGCAAUCCCCAGUACAUAGAAAUAACAUCAAUCAAAGACUUUCGAAACAACACUCAUUUCAAAUAUCUUGGAGUUUAUGAGUUAAUAAAAAACACCAAAAAACACCUCACUUAUCAAAGAAUCAUAAUGAAAGAGGAGAAGUUUAGAAUAACUUUUGGUCCAAAGGGUGGAUAUCAUAAUGACAAAAUAGUCUUUGAAUACUUGGAAGAAUCCCGUAACAACUGUAUUAUAAACAUGGAUUACAAGUUCAGAUCUGGAGAUAUCCAAAUCAAGCUUUUUAAUGCUUCUCUUCUAAACAUAAAAAACAGUUUAAUCAACUGUCCUGAUAAUAUGCACAAUUGUGGUGAAAGAUGUAUACCUGAGGUUCAUUGGUGUGAUGAUUUGGUAGACUGCAUUAAUUAUUCUGAUGAGGAUUUUGAAACAUGCAACAGCAAUUGCAGUAAAAGUUUGUUUUUUAAUACAAAUGAAACUCUGCCAACCUCAGACAGAAAUACAACAAAUCUUAAAUCUUUUAUUAGAAGAUACAAUGUUGUUGUUGAUGAUGAUAAAAUUCAUAAGAAUCAAGAAAAUGGAUCCCUGUUGGUUCAAGUAAAGUAUAUUUAUCAUAGCAUGGAGGAUGAAGACACCUUUCACAAAAAUGUUUAUGAUAUAAUUUACAAUUACACUGAAAAAGCAUGGUUUAUAGUAACUCAUGAAAAUGAAAAGCAUCACAAAAAAACAAUAUGGUGGAAACUACCCCAAUCUGGAAGAUGUAUUGAUAAUCCUAGCUUACGUCAAAAGUGGAUUUCAAAUUAUUUGGACAUAAUCCCUUUGUAUGAAAUGAAAACAAUCAGUCUCUUAGAAAAUACCCGGAAUAUUAAUAAAAUUACUUUAAGUGGGGAAUUCUAUGAGGAGUUCAAUACUGCAGAUAUGGUGAUGGUUAAUGGUACAGUAGAAGAUAAAGGUGUUUUUCUCUGUGAAAAUGGGGAACAAUAUAUUCCUAUAGAGUAUGUUUGUGAUGGGAUUAAAGACUGUUCAGAUUCUAGUGAUCUAUGCAUUUCUCAAAACGAUUUAAAAAGACUUUCUGUGACAAUUAAAAAGCAUUUGGAGAUAUCAGAAAAGUUAUCUAUUACCUUAAAUAUCAAUAUUUCAUAUCCAUACUACAACAAUCAUGGCACAUUGAAAGGGGUUGCAUAUCAAAUUGAGUAUGGAGAAAACAAGAUUGCAGGAGCUAAAAAAUCAAGCAUCAAAGGUCGAAAUUAUACCAUAGAAAUUGAAAGAAAAAAGGUAACACUGGGCAAAAAGAUGAUUUUGAAGGUAGUUCCUCUGACAAUAGCAAUGCUCCGGAAGGCAACUAUUGAAAACUCCACAGACAUAUUUUUCAACAUGCCACAUUCUUCUGUGCACAGCAUAGAUUUAGACACAAGCACAUUUUACUGUUUGAAGAAUGGAACUGAUUAUGAACUUAGCAGAUCACACAUAUGUGACGGAAUUGAUGAUUGUGAUAAAGAAGUAGGAUCUGCAACUGCUGAUGAACGGCUUGAGCUUUGUCAAGGGCAACAUAGAUUUCACUUCUAUAAAAUACUAAUUGGCAUACUAGCUGUUGUAUUUAUAUUCACUUUCAUCCUUGCCUUAAACUGCACUGCUUGUCACAACUGUUACAAAGACACCAACUUUAUAGAUUUUCAAAUUAAGAAGAUAAAGUUAAGCUUAAGCUCCUUGCAAGUGAAAGACAUCACAACUGUUAUUCCUUUCCUGUUUUUCAUAUCUGAAGGGAAAAACGCAAAUAUUGAACUUUUACAAGAAUUCUCAAAGGGGCAAAAGCAAAAGAUCAAUAUUCUAUCUAUUUUGGAAACCCAAAGGUUUAAAAAAGAUAAAAACUCUAAAAACUUCAUUGAAUCAUAUCAAGUUUCUUGGUUCUCUCAUUUUAUUUUGUUUUGCAAAAAGUGUUUUAGCCCUUGUGCUAAGAAUACAGACUAUUCUAAAGUAGCAAACAAGAAAGUAGAAAUAGAAGAAAAUGUGAGUCUGCAAGCAUACUGUACAAUUUCAGAUCAAAACUCAGAAAGUGAAGUUGAAGAAAAGAGUGAAGUUAAAUCUGACACAUCUGAUCUUCAAUCAGUCAUGUGGAAAGCUGUACAAUUUAUUUUUUCAUUUGCCUUCAAAAUAACAUUGUGUAUCUUUUACCAUGUAGACAUAAUGAAAGAUGUUGCUUUUGUUGUGAUUCUCCAUCACUAUGACACCAAAAUUGUUGAAGAAAAUUACAUUGAAAAUUUUAAAAGACGAAAAGAAGUGUAUCUCUCAGAACAGAAAAAUGAUUCUGUCAUAAAACCCCCAUUUUAUCUUGAAGUUUGGCAGUUAUGGUCCACAAUUUUAAUAUCAAUUGGAGCCAGCUAUAUAGGAAUAAUAUUUUACUCCUUACUUAGUAAAAAGUCUGGAAACAUCUACCGUAUACAUCCUAUCUGCAGUCCAACAAAACAUCAAAUAAUUACUAUGAUUGUCAAAAUUAUAGAGUGGCCAUUUUAUUUGCUCCUUAGUCCUUUGUUUUCCACAAUUUGGAUUUUUGCAGAAAAGAGUAGACUACUUUAUGAGGAGAGUUAUAAUGUAAAACAGAAGAAGACUGCUGAAAAAUAUGUCCAACAAAACUACAUCAAGGAACGUAAGCUGAGGUUAGAAAUAGUUUCCAAUCAUCAUAGUAUUAUAGAAAAUUCAUUGGAAACAUUAUGUCAAAUUGUGAUAACUUCAAUAGUUUUCAUAACACUAUCUACUCUAAUGCGAGACAGUAAGUACCCUUUGGAAGUGAUUGUUGUAUUUAAUUCCAUAUCAAUUUUGAAUAUGAUCCGUACAUUUGUCAAGUAUGAAACAGCAACAGCAACAGAUGUGUCAUUUUGGACAAAAAUGUAUUUCUAUUUUUUAUACACCACUCUUCUACUUCUGAAGCUUAUGGUCUACUGUUUCAGCUUUUUAAACUAUCCCAUUUACUUGUGCAUCCCUUUCAGUAUGUCUAUAUUAGUACAAUGGAUUUUUUUGAGCCAGAGCCUGAAGUCCACAAACUUUAACACAAUGGCUGCAGAGGAAAAAUAUGUUCAUAUUUUAGCAUCAAGCAUUCUUCCAGUAACUUGUCCAAGACCUUUAAAGAACAAAGAUUACAAGGAAUUGGAAUGGUGUAACAAAUGUCUCAAUUUGGAAGCACAAUGCACAUGUCACCAACUGAUGGAGAGAAUAGUGGGUAUCCUUCUGUUUUUUACUCAAUUAGGUUACCUGAUACUUGUCACCUUUAUAAUUCACUACUUCAACAUUCUUGAACCGUCUGAGAUAUGGGAAGACAAACCUUACCAGCGGUAUCUUCUUUCAAAUUUAGGUGAUAAAAAGGUGUAUGCCACCUUUCUUGCACUCCUUGGCUUCCUUAUGUUUCUUGUUGUGCUAUGGUAUUUUUGCUAUGAUUCAAAUGGCAACAAAGCCUCCCUGCCUUCAAUGAACAUGAAAAUCAAUUUUGAACCAAUAGAGCACUUGAUUGAAUAUUCCAAAGGGUUUCUAGCAUAUGGAGUACAAUUUGAAGAUAUCACAGAGAAGUUGCUUGAAAUUCAAAGUAAUGAAUAUCGGCUGUCUAAGGAAAAUCUGCAAAGCUUGCAUGACAAGUUUAGCACAACAGAGAUCUCCGAAGAUCAAAUGAAUCUGCUCAUCAGUAUUUUCUGUAAGAAGAUGAAUGAGGAUGGAGGCAAUUUAGAUCAACAAAUGAAGAAUCAGGUCUCUGCUGGUUUAUUGGUGCAUGGAAAUCAAGCAUCUGGAACAUAUGAAGAAACAGAAGUGAAAAGCAUGGUUACAAUUCAUCCUUCUCCUCCUUGUGAAGAUAUUCAUAUUCAAGAUAACAAUCACAAUUCCUUUCUAUACAGCAAAGAAGGAUUAAGACAUAAGAAAAAGCAUAGAUUCUCUUUCCGUGUCCAUGAGUUAACAUUGGUUACUGAAGACGCAGAUGAGAGGCUAUUGGACAAAGAUGAUGAAUUUGAUGAGGAGACGACUAUUUAAUCUUAUUGUUUUUAUGAUCUAUAAAUUAUUUUUUGCUUAAAAAGUGCUGUUAAAAAAUGAGAUUUUCCACAAGUUUGGUUUUGUUUCAUUAUUCAAAAAGUUGUCUCUGAACAUCAAAGUAAAGAUAUUGAUAUUAUUGGUAGCAGUUAAAAUUAUGCAUAAUAUAAUAAUCCCAUACUAA